This is a messenger RNA of Cokeromyces recurvatus, 1095 nucleotides long. RefSeq lists its product as uncharacterized. The coding region runs from base 1 to 1095 and encodes 364 amino acids. Gene Ontology annotation, cellular component: Golgi apparatus. The transcript has 9 exons. The record is from RefSeq and is a predicted model, not a curated record. Lineage: Eukaryota; Fungi; Mucoromycota; Mucoromycetes; Mucorales; Mucoraceae.
AUGACAACAACAUUAGGGGAUAAAAAGAUGUCUAGUGAAAGUUUUGUCGAUUCUACAAGUUUCGAAGAACAAUCAUCACAUAAAAUGGUUGAACCAAAUCAGAAAACUGAACUUAGAUUUAAUUUCUGGUCAAAUUCAACAAAUUCAGUUUAUUUAGUUUUAUUAUCGAUAUUUGAAGCUAUUAUUGUUAUAGCAUUAGAAGCUGUCAUCUUUGCUAAAUUCUAUCAUACAGCGUUUUCAAAAAAGAAUCUUGGAUUAGGUAUACCAGUUUAUUUGAUGAUCUUUAUCUUUUCACAAGUAUUUCAAGUCUUACUAGCUUGGGAUGCAGUACGUGCACAAAAUACAAUUCAAGUGAUAUCAUUUUUAUUAUUCAAUUUAUGCUGCUUUAUAUAUGCUCUAUUUCAAUUUAAACAAAUAGCAGAUGCACUUAAUUCAACCAAUCUUGGACUAGAACAGUUAGCUAGUUCUUUAACCUUUCUUAUUGAUCGACUAUUAAUUGUCAUUGCUGUCAUUACGGGUGUAUGCGAGUUAAUAUAUUGUUAUAUCGGCCUUAGAUUAUAUCAAGAAUUUGGUUGGAAGAUUUAUAAAAAGAUUGGAGCAGACCCUGAAAUAAGAAACAUGUAUCGUUGGUAUCAAAUUAUUUUGACUAUAUUAAAAAUCGAUUUCUUUUUCUUUUUGGGGUAUUCGAUACAGUAUCUUGUGUUGGUAUUAAAAUCAUCAGAUUAUGAAUUUGCAUUGACGAUUGUCGCUAUACCUUUGACUUGUUUAUUCUUACUCUUAGUCGUUUAUUCAAUAAGACAUGAAUCAAAAUGGCUAAUCAGUCUAUUCUUUUUGGGUAUGUUUGCUGGCAUUGCUUAUUUUAUAUUCAAAAUCUGUCGUAUCUAUGAUCCUUCUCAAAGACAAAAAUACCUUUAUGUUAAAGAAGUCUUGACUUUUUUUGCAAGCGUCUCUUUGGCCUUAGUGGUAUUGACAGUGAUAAACGCUUUUAUAUGCUACCGAAACUUUGGCAAAGGAUUAAAACCACAUCUCAAUUCUAAUCACCGAAGAGCUUCAAUGCCUAGACAUUUGGCUGAGCGAACAUUAUCUUUGGAUUAA